ACGAAAGUAAAUUUUCAUAGGAGGUCUUAUUUGUGCCAAAUAGCUAUGGAAUUGUGGAUAGGCUUACUCCCUGGGCUCCAUCUCACCCCUACCCGAUAACACUCCACUCCGAACUCCGUCGCCUUCCUCUUCUCCUCCGUACAACGACGUAUUACCGCCGAGUCGGAAGCCCUCACCUCGUAUCCGCGCAACAUACGACACUUUAACUUUCCUUCUCCCUCAGAGGUGUACCGUAUUCGUGAUUCUCCUCAGGUCUAGUUAUAUAGCAAUGAAUAUUUGGUUUCUGGAUAAUGUCCCGUGGUUUAAAUCUUUCUCUAAGAAGGAUAUGGCUUCAACCACAAUGUCCAGUACCAUGCGAAUACAGACUCCUAGACAAACUGUUCAUAUUGAUAUCAAGUUUUGGGAAUGGCCUAUAUUUUCAUUUAUUCCUUGGGCAAUUUCUGCCAGGAAUAAGAUUCAGAUACCAUCCACUGUCAACCAAAAGCUAAAACGUGGCCCACGAGCUCGUGGAAGAAGUGAACUUGUUUCUCAAAAUUAUAUACGCUUCAGACCAUAUGUCUCCAAGGUUCCAUGGCAUACUGGUGCAAGAGGUUUUUUGUCACAACUGUUUCCACGAUAUGGGCAUUAUUGUGGUCCCAAUUGGUCAAGCGGGAAAGAUGGUGGAUCUCUGAUCUGGGAUAGAAGACCGAUUGAUUGGCUGGACUUUUGUUGCUAUUGCCAUGACAUUGGUUAUGACACUCAUGACCAAGCUGAGCUUCUCAAGGCAGACCUUGCAUUUCUCGAGUGCUUGGAGAAGCCUCACAUGAGUACCAAGGGAGAUCCUCAUGUUGCUCUUCUUUACAAAACAAUGUGUGUUUCAGGUUAGUAAUAAACAAAUGUCUCGUUGGCGCGCAUUGGAGCCUAAAAUGUCUGUUUUGUUAAGACUAAAAUGGGGGGAGCGAUAUAAUUUGCUAACAUUCUGAUUUAAAUUUCUUAAUUGGCUGACCUUCUGAGUUAACUAAAAAAUGGCGAUUUUUUAGAUAAACUAAAAUUAUAUUUUAAAAUGAAGGUAGAGAGUUGUCCUUUUUUUGUUUAAAUCGUUUAAACCAAAAAGUACCUUCAUUGCUACUUUUAUAUGUUCUGAGCUUAUUGUACCAACCCUUCAACCAACAUAAUUAAAUAAAUUACUCUUCAGUGAAAAUAUUGUGCAAAAAGCCGAAAAAGGUAUACACAUACCUUAAUUUAUCGUGCUCUCAAUGUUUUAAAUGCAGGUCUGAGGAACAUAUUGAUUCCUUACCGGCAACAACUCGUGAAGUUACAAUCAUGGCAGUUGCCUCUUCAGUUUGGAUGGUUAAGCAAUGUUAAAUUUAAAUGGCCAAAGCUACAUGCAUGACACUUGAAGAGAGAGUAUAUAUCUCGUGUCCCAAAUAAGCAAUUAAAAACUCAGCAAUAUAAAUAAUGCUAUUCUUUAGUCAGAAGCUAUUGGCAUUGUAAAUAAUGGAGUAAUAUCUGUGAAGGUGCUAUAGCUAAAGACGAAAUUAUUAAUGUUACAAAGGUUGCUUGAUUUCCGAUCUUUAUGUUGUGUGCAAUAAUGUGUAUUGACUAUUGUGCAUACUUAACAUAUCAUAAUUCAUAAUUUGUGUAUACUAAAGAUCACGUUUGUAAUAAUGAGGGAAAUGACUAUACUGGGGGGAGGGGAAUAUAGAGGGAAAAGACUACUAUGGUCUAUGGGAAUUUAUAUUGUAUUGCUUGAAAACAUUUUAGAUAUGUUAGAUAUGAUGUUUUUAUUAUUUCAA
Molecule: messenger RNA, 1775 nt
Organism: Cuscuta epithymum
Lineage: Eukaryota; Viridiplantae; Streptophyta; Magnoliopsida; Solanales; Convolvulaceae
Source: the annotation of a GenBank genome assembly